AACGACCUGUGCGUCACUUCCGCUGGGGCGGGGCGGAGCUGAGUGGGUGGAGCUCCGGCUGCUGCGCUUGUUUGUGCUGGAAGCUCAGCUGAAGCGGGCCGGCCAGAGUAGACGUCAAUGUCGGGAAGAGACUAGUAUCCACCGUCGCCUGUGAUUGCGGCCUGCAUCCCGGUAAGACCAUGAAUUAUGGCAUUUCUUAAAUGAAGCAUUCACAAAUGAAGUGAGAGAAUGUCAUAUAGAAAAUAAAUGAUUUUUAAGUUAUGUCUUUUAGUUUGACUAUAGAUAUAUAUAUUUACCUCCUUAGUAAUGCAAGAAGUCUUUGUGGGAAGCAGAGAAGCAAGCAGCUGCUUUUUGGGUGUUUACCUAAACAUUUCUGGAGGAUAAGCCAUAUCAGUCUACAAAGAGGUUUCCAUGCCAGCAAAGUAAGAUGUAAAUGGACCAAAAAUGAAGCUUAUUCUUGGAGUAAGCACUAUUACUCCCCAAGCAACCAUGGUUUACAUAUUGGAAUUUUGAAACUUAGUACUUCUGCUCCUAAGGGACUUACAAAAGUAAGCAUUCAUAUGUCCCGUAUUAAAAGUACUUUGAACUCUGUUUCAAAGGCUGUUUUUGGCAAUCACGAUGAAAUGAUUUCACGUUUAGCUCAAUUUAAGCCAAGUUCUCGAAUAUUAAGAAAAGUAUCAGAUGGUGACUGGUUAAAACAGAAAACUUUUAAACAAGCCAUCAAAUCUCUGAAAAAAUAUAGUGAUAAAUCAGCAGAAAAGAGUCCUGUUGCAGAAGAGAAAAGUCACAUUACAGAUAAAGAAGAUUUAGGUAAACAAAGCCUUUUUCGUUACUCAACUAGCAUAACUACAAAAUUUGGAGAGUCAUUCUACUUUUUAUCAAAUCAUAUUAAUUCAUACUUCAAACGUGAGGAAAAAAUGUCUCCAAAAAAGGAAAAUAAACAUUUUCAGGUCAAAUCCGAACUUGAAGGUGAAAAGACUCAAGAAAAGAAGUCCAUAUCUCCAGAUCCUGGCAUCCUGACUGAUAAGCCAGGCUCUGGAUCUUCCAUAGAUACUGUGGACAAGCCUACAAGUCAGAGUGGAAUGCCUGAUGUUCUUCCAGUAUCUACUAAGCAAAGUAUUGCUAACUUUCUUUCUCGACCCACUGAAGGUGUUCAGGCUUUGGUAGGUGGUUAUAUUGGUGGACUUGUCCCCAAAUUAAAAUAUGAUUCGAAGAGUCAGCCAGAAGAACAGGAAGAUCCUACUAAAACUGAGCAGGCUGUCAGCAAAGAAAAAACUGCAGAGGAGAAAAAACACUUAUCUCUUCAGCGAGAAAAGAUUAUUGCAAGAGUGAGUAUUGAUAACAGAACCCGGGCAUUGGUCCAGGCAUUAAGAAGAACAGCUGACCCAAAGCUCUGCAUUACUAGAGUUGAAGAAUUGACUUUUCAUCUUCUAGAAUUUCCUGAAGGCAAAGGAGUGGCUGUCAAGGAAAAAAUUAUUCCAUAUUUAUUACGACUGAGACAAAUUAAGGAUGAAACUCUUCAGGCUGCAGUAAGAGAAAUUUUGGCUUUAAUUGGCUAUGUGGAUCCAGUGAAAGGGAGGGGCAUCCGAAUUCUCACAAUUGAUGGUGGAGGAACGAGGGGUGUAGUUGCUCUUCAGACACUGAGGAAAUUAGUUGAACUUACUCAGAAGCCAGUUCAUCAGCUCUUUGAUUAUAUUUGUGGCGUAAGCACAGGAGCCAUAUUAGCUUUCAUGUUGGGAUUGUUUCAUAUGCCCUUGGACGAAUGUGAAGAACUUUAUCGAAAAUUAGGAUCAGAUGUAUUUUCACAAAAUGUCAUUGUUGGGACAGUCAAAAUGAGUUGGAGUCAUGCAUUCUAUGACAGUCAAACAUGGGAAAAGAUUCUUAAGGAUAGAAUGGGUUCUGCACUAAUGAUUGAAACAGCAAGAAACCCUACAUGUCCUAAGGUAGCUGCUGUAAGUACCAUAGUAAACAGAGGGAUAACGCCAAAAGCCUUUGUGUUCAGAAACUAUGGUCAUUUUCCUGGAAUCAACUCUCAUUAUUUGGGAGGCUGUCAGUAUAAAAUGUGGCAAGCCAUUCGAGCCUCAUCAGCAGCUCCAGGCUACUUUGCAGAAUAUGCAUUGGGAAAUGAUCUUCAUCAAGAUGGAGGUUUGCUUCUGAAUAAUCCUUCAGCAUUAGCAAUGCAUGAGUGUAAAUGUCUUUGGCCGGAUGUCCCACUAGAGUGUAUAGUAUCCCUGGGCACUGGACGUUAUGAGAGUGAUGUGAGAAAUACUGCAACAUACACAAGCCUGAAAACCAAACUUUCUAAUGUUAUCAACAGUGCUACAGACACAGAAGGUUAGUUUGUUUCUGUGUUA
Ictidomys tridecemlineatus (thirteen-lined ground squirrel) is the source of this 2354-nucleotide messenger RNA. It is a transcript of the gene Pnpla8, whose product is annotated as patatin like domain 8, phospholipase A2. The record is from RefSeq and is a predicted model, not a curated record. Gene Ontology annotation, biological process: arachidonate metabolic process. Gene Ontology annotation, cellular component: membrane. NCBI's taxonomy places the organism in Eukaryota, Metazoa, Chordata, Mammalia, Rodentia, Sciuridae.